This is a messenger RNA of Triticum aestivum (bread wheat), 8647 nucleotides long. RefSeq lists its product as uncharacterized. Lineage: Eukaryota; Viridiplantae; Streptophyta; Magnoliopsida; Poales; Poaceae. Gene Ontology annotation, molecular function: ADP binding. The record is from RefSeq and is a predicted model, not a curated record. The transcript is spliced from 6 exons. Bases 4995 to 8354 code for a protein of 1119 amino acids.
CCGCCGACCACGCGGCUGCCUCUCCGUCCAUCGCGGUGGCGCCGGAGCCGGUGAGGCCGAUUGGACGACCAAGGAAUCCCUUCCCGCCCCUCGCGCGUCCAUAUCCGGCCUGCUCCGAUCCCGAUCCCCCCUCCCACGCGGCGCCGAGUCAGCCGACCACCAACCCCUCGCGAGGUAGGUCACGAAGGUAUCUCACCCCGAACCCGAAGGUACACGCACGCGCUGACGCCUGUUCCGCUCGGAGCCUUGCGUCACAUACUCACAUGGUGGCGCGGUGCGCACAUGGAAGAUGCAGAGAUAGUACCUGCGUAUCCGCGCGCGACCAAGCCGUGCAACCGCAGGUGCAAAGCAUGCCAAUUGGGGUUCUAGCGAUUCCCGCGUAGUAUAAGUCUGGCGUGUUGGUUCACCACACCCGACGCAAAGGAUUCCCUCACAUUGGGAUUCUGUUUCAUAUUUUACCGUGAUGAUGCACUGUCCCUAAAUUUUGGGUUCUAGCGGUUCCCGUGUAUGGCUGGUGUAUGGCUGGUCAUAGUGGGAGUAACUUAGCGACUAACAUAACACACUUCAAUUUUUUUUUACUUAUGUGGCAAGUAGUUAAUGAGAAGUAGUAACAUAAUAUGUUACUGUAACAUAGCGCUUCCCAAUACAAGAUGAGUCUACAAGCUAAUAAAUGAAGCCAUCUAUGACACUACUACUAUGUUACUUUGCACUAUGAAGGUAGUAACUUAGACUAGUGUCAUAUGCAUGACACUAGUAUAAGUUACUCCCCACUAUGACCAGCCUAACAUUGGCGUGUCGGUUCGAGGAAACCGUGCUAAUUAGCAUGCGAUAAUCAUGGGGUUCUUCUUAAUACUAGCUACAGUGCUUUUAUUUUAGUCAUUCGAGAGUAGUGACGGCAGGACAAGUGCAGACAAACUACAUUGGUCGUGAGAUUCUGUUCAUAUGUGGUGGUGAUGCAGUAGGACUAAAAUUAUCUCUGAACAUGACUUGAACGUUGGGUUCUAGCGGUCUACAUGUUUAAGAGUUGAAGGAGACAAUGCUAAUUAGCACAUGAUAGUCAUGGACUCUGUAAUUUUGCAUUCCGUCUGUUUUAAUUCUGUCAGCAUUUUGUUUUGCUAAUAGUUGUGGGGAAGGAUUGGAACACGAUUAUAUAUAUUGCUUCCAGAAAUGAUGUCAAUUUUAUUCGAUUCAAACGUUUAAUUGUCAGCAAAACCAGGUUAAGCUUUGCUCCGGAAUGGUGCCUACAUGACGUUCCUUCCCUAAUAUUUUUUCCUGGUCUGAGUCGCGAGUCAGAAGGUCCACGUUAACUGAAGCGAAUCAGAUUUAUCUGGAAUAUUUUGACUUUGGAGAAUGGCUCCGACCUUAGCUUGCCAAGCUUGUUUAGCAGGAAUCUACCCCUCUUGCAGCAACUUGCCAGUACUUUAGUUUUCUAUUGUUAGGCAGCUUGGAUUAUGCAGGUGAUGGUGACAAGUUUCCACAGUACUAGUGGCUGUUAUCUUCCCAUUUCAAAGUUCAAUGUACUUCCGAUCUCAACAGUAGGACUAAAAUUAUCUCUUAACAUGUCUAUAAUAUGGGGUUCUAGACUUCUAGUGGUCUCCAUGUUUAAGAGUUGGAGGAGACCAUGCUUGUUAGGAGUAUAUGAUAGUCAUGGAUUUGUAAUUAUGUAUUCCGCCGGUUACAAUUUUCUCUCAGCAUUUUGUUUCUCUAAUAUGGGGAAGGGUUGGAAUACGAGCAUGUAUAUUGUUUUGAUAAAUGACAUCGAAUUUAUUCGAUUCAAACAUCUAAUUGUUAACAAAACCAGGGUAAGCCUUCAUGACAUGCUCCCCUCAUAUUAUUCGUGGUCUGAGUGGUGAGUCAUACGGUUCAUAUUAACAGGAACAAAUCAUAUUUAUUGCUCACUAAAAAAAAAUCAGAUUUAUCUAAAUUUUUUUGACUGGAGAAUGGCUCCGACCUUAGCUUGCCAAGCUUGUUUAACAGGAAUCUAUCUUGCAGCAACUGGCCAGUAUUUAUGUUUUCUAUAGCUAGGCAGCUUAGAUUAUGCAGGUGAUGGCGACAAGUUUCUAUAGUACUAGUGGCUGUUACCUUCCAAUUUCAAAGUUCAAUGAUUUCCCAUAAUUGUUGAAAUUUCCGGCCGUCUAGCUAGGCUCAUAUUUCAGUAAUGUCUCAGUCAUCUGAAAGAGAAAUCAGUUGACCAUGCAUUGCCGCCCUUGGACUGUAAUAUAUUGCUUACUCAAACCUGAGUUUAACCAUACACAAGUCUAUGUGGUAGGAUGCAAACAAAAUAUUGACCUCAGUUGACAGUGAAUUUUUACUUUAAUGUACACAGGCCUCAAGUUGUACUGUAGUUUACCUAGAGGAGAGAUCGGUUGUCUUCUAUCGUGACCGUGGGAUUCUAUCUUGAGAAUAAGGCAUAUUGCAGAGGUUUAUUUUUGAACUGCAUGAGGUAUGCAUUCAUUGGACCAUGCUGUAAUAUAUCUGACCCCUUGAGAAAUUUGUUUUGGCUGGUAGUUCUUAGUGAGUUGAUACGCUAGCCAACUAGUAAGUGAUGCAUCAAACCAGAAAUUAGCAUGUCCUCUAGUGUUUGCUAAUCUCAAUUUUUUACCUAAAUGGAAGACAAACUUCUUGUACUAGAACUAAGUUUCGUUCUUCAGAGGAGGACAGCACACAGCCACACAGGCAAACCACGUUAUUCUAGCAUGCUAUGUCUAAUCAAUGGCAUCGGAACCUUCUGCCUCCCUCUCGUCCAGAUAAACCAAACAUAUACUGUACAGUGCUAGUGCGUCUUCGUUUGUACUUCCCGUUGGCAUCCAUGUUGAGUAGUAUACCGUGUAUCUUAUGAGGGAUUAGGGAACAUAUCGAUAGACAAAGGAUGAUGCUUUAGGUGACUUGCUAACUAGCUGGGGAUUAGGAGACCAGCAAGCUGAUGCUACAGAACAGAAAGCAACAGUUUGUUUUGCUGCUCUUGUUUUCAGCAAUUGCUGUGAGAGGCUCCUCUCAACUACCGAACCCCAUAGGGCUUUGAUUGGUGGAAUUCUCAGUGAUCUUUGUCCACUGUUCUUUCUUCACAUAUUUUGACAGACGUUAGGCCGCAUUGCAUCAGUGAAAUGCCGACAAGUGUCAUUUGAGAAGCUCUCUAUUAUCAGCUUAAACCCUCUGACCUCUGCCACUUGUUUCAAACCUUUAUUCUUAUUCUCACCUGGCGUGGUCAUUGGAUAUUCGAAUUGCCCACUCAGGAAUUUUAGGCAAAUGCUGACUCCAUCAAUGUAUUACCAUAUAAUACUGCAUAUUUGAUUUAUAUUGUCUAAUUAAUAGUUUCUUUCCUUGUCCAGCAGCAGUGCUUACCAACUAUGAUUAUGAUGAUAAUUAGGUAUCCACCUGCCGUCCUUAACUCAUUUGAUGUCAGUGAGCAUGUUUCCUGAGCAUGCUAGGCUCUCGCAUCGUUGACAAAAUGGACCAUACAACCAUUCCUGUUAGUCUCAAAUCUCAAGGAAUUAAUUUGAGCCCUCUAUGACGAAAUCUUGUAGGGUGUGGUGGGGGCAUAUGAUACUUAAUGUCCGGUUGUGAAGGCAGUUGUACUGCUGGUUGUGAUGAAAAGUACCAUGCUGCCAAGAUCCUUUUUAAAGUGAUUAUUUCUUUUACAUCAUAUUGUCUACACUCUUACAGUUGUACUUUGGCAUCUUUUUCUUUUUCUGGUCGAACACAACAAUAUUCCAUGACCAAGUAAAUUCACAAUGUUACUCUUGACAAUGUGCAGAUGUUGCCAGCUUUGCUUGUCCUGUAAUAAAGACAUCUCAGCAUAGUGCAGGAAAAAAUAUUUAGUUACCUCAGUGGAAUCAUCCAGACUCUCUCCAGAGAAAAAAAAUUAUACAAUGCUGAAAGCUCUCCGGAACACACCAUUUGUGCACUUGUAAUCUGAAGUUCUGAAAUAGUCAGUGAAAAGCUGGACGUGGUUGGACUCCAUCCAGAUUUUCCUGCUGUUGGUAGUUUCUGGAAACGAUCAUUUUGGAAUUGCCAGGCGGGAAGGCAGGAGAAACAUUCAGAUUCGUAGCAAGAGGCAGCCUGGAACCAGGAAAUCUGUGUGGCCUACGCUUGUGUUUUGUAAGUUCCACUUUGCAACAGCUCUACUCCUUGAGACAAGCAGCUUUGCCCUCUUUUAGUUUUACUCUAUUGUCUACAUCUCAUAACUCCAUCAGAAUCUGCCAAUAAUUUGUAUCACCUUACAAUAAUGGGCUUUAUGAAUACCUGAUUGGUACCAAAUAAAGAAUCCAGUUUGGGAGAAAGUUGGUGCCAUGAAUUUAUUACACCACAAAUAAUUUGUACACACAUUAGCAUGACAAAAUUAACUUGGUUUGGGCUGGUCAAUGAUCAUGAAUAAUGUUUAAGUAUUAAACGUCAACAUUAAUUCUGUAUCAGACUGAAUGAAGCGGUACUUAUAUUUUUAAAGAGAUAUAAUAUAGUACUAAGAAACCAUUUCUUGAGCACAAAAGUUCAAAUCAUAUGAUUUGCAUCUAGGUCGCAUUUUGUUGCCGCUCUACGUUGCCAUUGGCACAUAUGUGCAGGCCAUAGCAGCUUUGAAGUAGCAACAGCACAUAGUCCAACAAUUGACUAGAUGCUGCCACGUAGCAAGAAGAAUUCUUGGAAUAUGCCAUUAGCGUAUUCGCAGUCCCUUCUGUUUCAUUCUGCCAGGCCAGCAAAAUGACACAUUGCACACGUAUGCUUUUUCUCUUCUAUUUUUAUUGUGAUGUUUUGGGGGGUAUGUAUGUAUGCUGUGAAGUUGGUGGGGAACUACACAAGAGCCAAUCACCUCUAGCUCAAUCCAUGUUGCAUUAGGCUCCAAGAUCAGGACAAUUUAGCAUGCAUCAGCCAUGAAGGUGGGGUCCACACAUUCUCUUUUCUCCACUGCUAAUCUCUUGCCCCUCCGCCAUGUGGUUUCUCUAUAAGACACGGUGUGAGGCUACACAUCAAGGCAAUUCUUAUCGUAGAUAGCAACUAAAAUGGAGACCAUGUCAUAUCCUUGUUCCCCUCUUCUCUCCCUCCCCACACAUGAAGAGAGCAGCUUUUUCAUGUGGUCUCCUCAAGUAGCUCUCCACGAGAAUGCCACCAUCCAUGUUGAUCAUCCCACUGAUCAGCAACCUGAUAAUGUGUUCUUGGACACUGCAGCUCAAGAUUAUGCUAAUGAUUGGCAUCAACAAGAUGCUUCUGAUCUUGGUGUGUUCACCUAUUGUGAUGAGAGGAUUCUGGGCCAAGAGAGUGGCAACUUGGUCGCGAUCCAGGAAGAGCUCAUGGAGGAGAACAGUUUAACUGAUCUCCUCCUCACUGGUGCAGAGGCGGUCGAGGCGGGGGAUCCAAGAUUUGCCUUGGCAGUGUUCUCAAGGCUUGAUGGCCUCCUCCUUGGCAGCCCUGAAAAUGCAGCAGCCGGCUCUUUUGAUCGCCUGGCCUACCACUUUGCCCAAGGUCUGCGGUCCCGGAUCUCCAGUGCAAGCACCAGUUGCUCUCCGCCGGAGCCACUGGCGUCUGACAGAAUGUCGGCGCAGCAGAUUAUACAAGAGCUGUCACCGUUUGCCAAGUUUGCGCACUUCACUGCCAACCAGGCCAUUCUAGAUGCCACCAAGGGCGAUACACAUGUGCACGUUGUCGACCUGAACAUUGGCGAGGGCAUCCAGUGGCCAUCGUUCAUGUCAGAUCUUGCCCGUCAUGGCGGCAUGUCAUUCCACCUCACGGCGAUCACAGCAGACGCCGACUACACCGACGGCGUUCACCAUGCAUCUGCGCGGCGGCUCUCGGAGUUCGCUGACUCCUUGAACCUCCCGUUCCAGUACAGCUGUCUCUGUUUACAUAGUGAUGAAGACCUGCAUGAAUUCUCCAAGAACUGUAAAGGUUCGGUGAUCUUCUCAUGCGACACAACAAGCAUGCCUUACAAGUUGCUGAGCAAGUUACCGGCACUCCUACCUGCCUGUGUUAAACUGUUACAGCCAAAGUUAAUGGUCGUCGUAGAAGAGGAGCUGGUUAGAAUCGGAAAGGAGGUGUCUCUAUGUAAGGCCUCCUUUGUCGACUUCUUCUUCGAGGCAUUGCACCACUUUACCACGGUGUUCGAGUCACUGGCCAGCUGCUUCGUUGGUGGUAACCAGGGGGCGUGCCUGAGACUUGUGGAGAGGGAGAUGGUGGGGCCAAGGAUACAAGACUUUGUGGGGCAGUAUGGGUCUAUGACAGUUGAGGUCACUGCUCCUCGGGUUUUGGAAAGGUACGGGGCUUGUGACCUGAGUGGUUGCAAUGUUGCUCAGGCCAGGAUGCUGGUUGGGUUGUUCAAUAGGGGGUUUGAGGUUGUGCAUGAGAAGGGUAGGCUUGUGUUGUGCUGGAAGUCCAGGCCAUUGACCUCUGUGUCUGUUUGGGCUCCAAUCUUAAAAGAAAGGAGCUCAUGGUGCGUCGGGGGCUGGCAUGCUCCUUUCCUUCGGCGCUGUCUCGAUCCGGCUUGCCUCUGUGCGCCGCUGCAUCUUGCGGCGGCCCUCGGCUUCUCCGGCGAGCGACUGUUCCAGCUCGGGGAGGCGCGACCCUGGCUGUUCCUGUGCUCGGUGGGGCAGACUAAUUUCUGCCCAGAUCCGGUGCGCGCCGAUGUGGUCUCAAGCACCGUCGUAGCAUCAGCAAGAAGAAUCACCUGGCACAUAAAAAACAUCAGCGUGAAUGUUAAUUUGGCCAACAGAGUCAGGGACGUGGAGUUUCUACACCUGAGCUCAUAUGCUCCUGCUAUGAACAAAGCUGAGGUGCUCCAGCCACUGAUCCUCACCAUCGUCGACCAUUAUCGAGAAGGCGGAGGUGCAACAGAAAACAAACUGAGAAAAGGUCCUCCGGCUCAAGGGGCUCAAGAUCUUGGCAUGGAGGUUCUGAUUUCAGCUGUGACAGGUGAUCUUGUCAGCCGGUUCAUCUCUUUCCUGGCGCAAAAUUAUGGCACUCAAGCAUGUGAGGAGGACCGUAGAAGGCUGGAACGCAUCUUGCUAAGGAUGAACAUGGUUGUUGAGGAAGCAGAGGGGCGGCACAUCACAAAUCGAGGGAUGUUCCUGCAGCUGAAGACACUCAUGGAGGGCGUGUAUCUCGGGUACUACAUGCUUGACAGGCUCAAGUUCCAACCCCUUGGAGAAGAGAGCAUUGCAGAUGAUGAGGUGAGUCACUGGAGCCAAUCUCUUGCCGUUUCUACUUUUAACACCGCCAAGCGCCUUCGUUUUGCUGUUGCUGCUUCUAUGAUGAAGAACACACCGAUAGCAUUUGGUACCAGGAGCACAACAAAGUUGAAAAGUGUUCUUGAAAGCUUAGAGGCUACGACUGCAGAUAUGAGAGAGUUUGUCGUGCUCCUCGGCAGCUGCCCUCGUCUUCCUCGCCAGCCAUACUGUAUGUACCUAUACAUGGAUAAGUGCAUGUUUGGUCGCCAUGUCGAGAAAGAGCAACUUAUCAACUUCUUGCUAUGUGAUGACAGUCGUCACGAUUGCACACAUAUUAGCAUCCUGCCGAUCAUCGGCCCACACAGAAUCGGGAAGAAAACACUGGUGCAACAUGCUUGCAAGGAUGAGAGGGUGUGCAAUCGUUUCUCCCACAUGUUUUUCUUCAAAGGAGAUGAUCUAGCGAACGGAGUAUUUGCAUUGAACAACCAGGCAGCCUCAGGGAAGUACUUGUUUGUCGUGGAUUUCAUCUUCGAUGUGGAUGAGGCAGCAUGGACAAACUUCCAAUCAUAUUUGCAGAAGUUGCCAGGUGCUGGGAUCAAAAUUGUAGUAACAGGCAGAGCAGAGCAAGUUGCAAACUUGGGGACUGCUCAACCCAUCAGGCUGAAGAGUCUGUCUCAAGAAGAGUACUGGUACUACUUCAAGGCACUUGCCUUCGGAAGCAUGGAUCCUGAUGAUCAUCCGAAACUGGCAUCUCUGGGCAUGCAACUAGCGGCGCUCCUACAGGGAUCAUUUCUUGGUGCAAACAUACUCGGCGAGCUACUAAGAGCUAAUCCAAGCACAGAAUUCUGGCGUGGAGUAUUAUCGAGCAUAAGAGGACUAGUUCGCGAGCACUUAUCGUCCUUCGGCACGCACCCAGAGGACCUCCUUGGUAGAAAUUUCCCUGUGAAUUUCGGCAGUGCGGCCUUGGUGGGUGGUCAGGCUCAGCGAUACCUGGUGUAUGAUCUUCGGGAGGCUGGCCCUGGUCAAAGUGAGCUGCCAAAACUGACAUCGCAAGAACUACUGACAGGCCGUGAUAUACCUGUUGAAGACAAGUUUGAGGUGCUAGUAAGGAGAUCUCGGAUCCCGCCUUACGGCGACUACGUUGUUACUUACGAAAAACAGAAGAAUCAUGUGGCAGUGAGAAAACGUCAGCGCAAAAGUUAAUCUGGCAAACAGAAGAGUGCACAAAGGACUUAGAUCCCCUUCCUUGUAGUUUAGUAAAUUAUUGUUCCCCUUUUUUGAGAACCUAUUAUUCCUUUUUCUAUACUGAUAUACUAUGUGUGUAUAUGCACUUUUUAGAUGGGGUAUGUGAAGUGCAGUGAGUUACUGUUGCUAGCCUGAGUUGUGUGUACGUACGUAAUUGAAGCCUCGUGUAAGGAAACUGCUUAAAACUUGUGACUACUGUGUCUCUGUGUGUGAGCAUUUCAAUGUAACUCCCCAGUAUGUGUUGGUGGCUA